CGUAAUGACGUAAGAGGACGCAAAGAUUCUCCCACCCUUAUCUCCGUUUCCUAGGAAACGUGGACUCCGCGUUCAACUCCCCGUCGCUGCCCCCUUGACGUCACGGUCCGGACAGGAGGGCGGGGCGAGUGCUACCGCCAGGGGCGGGGCGGCGCGGGCCGGCCGGGCUGGGCACCUGCGCCUCGGCGGUCCGCCUGGGGCAUCAUCCCCGGCCCGCCUGGCCCCGCCAUGGCCAGGCCGCAGAGGACUCCGGCACGCAGUCCCGACAGCAUCGUCGAGGUGAAGAGCAAAUUUGAUGCCGAGUUCCGACGCUUCGCGCUGCCCCGCGCUUCGGUGAGCGGCUUCCAAGAGUUCUCUCGGUUGCUGCGUGCGGUACACCAGAUCCCGGGCCUGGACGUGCUGCUUGGCUAUACGGAUGCUCACGGCAACCUACUGCCCCUCACCAACGACGACAGCCUGCACCGGGCCCUGGCCAGUGGGCCCCCGCCGCUGCGCCUGCUAGUGCAGAAGCGGGAAGCUGAUUCCAGUGGCCUGGCCUUUGCCUCCAACUCUCUGCAGCGGCGCAAGAAAGGGCUCCUACUUCGGCCAGUGGCACCCCUGCGCACGCGGCCACCCCUGCUAAUCAGCCUGCCACAAGAUUUCCGCCAGGUUUCUUCAGUCAUAGAUGUGGACCUACUGCCUGAGACCCACCGACGGGUGCGGCUGCAUAAGCAUGGUUCCGACCGCCCCCUGGGUUUCUACAUCCGAGAUGGCAUGAGUGUGCGCGUAGCUCCCCAGGGCCUGGAACGGGUUCCAGGCAUCUUCAUCUCCCGCCUGGUACGAGGGGGCCUGGCUGAGAGUACAGGGCUGCUGGCAGUCAGUGAUGAGAUCCUCGAGGUCAAUGGCAUUGAGGUAGCUGGGAAGACCUUGGACCAAGUGACGGACAUGAUGGUCGCGAACAGCCACAACCUCAUUGUCACCGUCAAGCCAGCUAAUCAGCGCAAUAAUGUGGUGCGUGGGGCAUCUGGGUGUCUGACAGGGCCUCCUUCUGCCGGGCCUGGGCCUGCUGAGCCUGAUAGCGACGAUGACAGCAGUGAUCUGAUCAUUGAGAACCGCGAGCCUCCCUGUUCCAACGGGCUGUCUCAGGGGCCUCCAUGCUGGGACCUGCGCCCAAGCCGCCUACUUCCUGAUGCCCGCAGCUCUCUGCACUCCCUGGAUGAUCAGGAGCAGGCCAGCUCUGGCUGGGGGAGUAGCAUUCAAGGAGAUGGUAGUGGCUUCAGCCUCUGACAGGCAAAGAUGCAGCCCCUUGCCCUUCCAGGCAGCUGGGACAUGGCAGGGACUUCCCCAGUGGGGUUUUUUAGCUUGCUCAUGGGGCCCUCUCAGUCUGGGGAACAUUAAAGGUUUUCUACAAAUGCAGUUAUGGUCCUUCUGUUUCCCAGCCCUAG
Balaenoptera musculus (blue whale) is the source of this 1424-nucleotide messenger RNA. RefSeq names its product par-6 family cell polarity regulator alpha (gene PARD6A). Gene Ontology annotation, cellular component: cell cortex; apical plasma membrane; nucleus. Gene Ontology annotation, molecular function: protein kinase C binding. Bases 229 to 1266 code for a protein of 345 amino acids. Gene Ontology annotation, biological process: centrosome cycle; establishment or maintenance of cell polarity; regulation of cellular localization. NCBI's taxonomy places the organism in Eukaryota, Metazoa, Chordata, Mammalia, Artiodactyla, Balaenopteridae. The record is from RefSeq and is a predicted model, not a curated record. The transcript has 3 exons.